This is a messenger RNA of Aspergillus alliaceus, 630 nucleotides long. RefSeq names its product glutathione S-transferase family protein. The coding region runs from base 1 to 630 and encodes 209 amino acids. The transcript has 3 exons. NCBI's taxonomy places the organism in Eukaryota, Fungi, Ascomycota, Eurotiomycetes, Eurotiales, Aspergillaceae. The record is from RefSeq and is a predicted model, not a curated record.
AUGAACGUUUUCGAAGAACAACGAGGCAUGAUCUCCCUGUUCGCCUCCAAAGGCAAAGAGGGAGCGAUCGUUGCCGUCAUUCUUGAGGAGCUCAAACUCCCAUAUCGCCUCCAUGUGGUCGAAAACCCACAAGAUAUCGAUGCGAAAUGCCUUCCAGUGCUCAAAAACAUUCAAAGCGACGGCGAGCAGAUUGAUCUUUGCGGCUUCAAAGACGUGGUGUCGUACCUGAUCGAACGCUAUGACACAAAGCACGUAGUGUCCUAUAAGCAGGGCUCCCAGGAAGAGGAGGAGGUCAAGAACUGGGUCGCGUCUUUAUCCGAACCACAUGGCGCCCAUUCGGAGCAGCAUCGUUUUAAUCUCGAUGCCGACGAUGGAGUCCCCUUUGCCAGGAAGGCUAUCCACCUGUAUCUCCACCUGGAACAACAUCUCCAGAAGUCGCACAACAACUACCUCGUGGGCAAGAAGUGCACCCUCGCGGACCUCCUUCAUCUUCCCUAUGUGGCUGCUGCGGGCUCGGCCGGCCUCGAUCUGGAGCGGUUCCCGGAAUUAACUACGUGGUUUGACCGGGUUUACCAGCGGCCGGCGGUGCAGAAAGGCUUUGCUGCUUUCCAUAUGAAGCUUCGUGGAUAG